Kuraishia capsulata CBS 1993 is the source of this 666-nucleotide messenger RNA. RefSeq lists its product as uncharacterized. Gene Ontology annotation, biological process: sphingolipid biosynthetic process; fatty acid elongation; very long-chain fatty acid biosynthetic process. Gene Ontology annotation, cellular component: endoplasmic reticulum membrane. The transcript has a single exon. Gene Ontology annotation, molecular function: 3-hydroxyacyl-CoA dehydratase activity. The record is from RefSeq and is a predicted model, not a curated record. The coding region runs from base 1 to 666 and encodes 221 amino acids. Lineage: Eukaryota; Fungi; Ascomycota; Pichiomycetes; Pichiales; Pichiaceae.
AUGUCUUCAGAGCUUACUCCAGCAAAGAAGUUGAUUGCGGCUUACAAUUCCAUUUCCGGAGGCCUGUGGGGAAUUGUCCUAUUCAACACUGUCUCCUUGUCUCUAUGGGUGGGACAGCCCGAGUUCUUCCAGCUCUCUAACAAAACCACCACGUUCAUCCAAACUCUAGCUGCAAUUGAGAUCUAUAAUGCUGCCACCGGCUUAGUGAAAUCGCCGGUAUUCACAACCGUCAUGCAGGUUUUGUCGAGAUACUUACUUGUAUGGGGUAUUUUCCAGGUACUUCCAGACUCUCCUGCGAACGGCCAUUGGUCCUAUAUUACAUUAUCUCUGUGCUGGUCUGUUACAGAGAUUAUCAGAUACUUCUACUAUUCUCAGAAUAUCCUCACCAACGGUAACCCACCCAAGAUUUUGACCAUCCUGAGAUACAACACCUUCUACGUUCUGUACCCGGCCGGAGUUGCCAGUGAACUGACCAUGGUUUACUUGUCGUUGGACGAGGCCAAAGAGGUAGUGGGUGUGUGGUACUAUUACCUGCUCAUUGCAGUAAUGUUCACCUACAUCCCAGGCUUCUACACCCUGUACACCCACAUGAUCAAGCAGAGGAAGAAGGCCAUGAAGGCAUUGAGGGAGGGGGGAAAGGAGUCAAAGGAAAAGAAAGCGAACUGA